UUCAACGGUUUCCUUUAUAUGACAUUGUCUGGGAAUCCGAAUGUUAAGCAAACAUCUGAAACUAUUGUAGAGCGUCAUGUUAUGAUCUUUUAGCUUCAGACGGUUAAAUGUAUUUUUCUGUUGGGGAUAUUAUUACCUAGCCAUAAAACCCAUAGAGCGUGUCAACUUCAAUUAAUGAAUCAGAUUGUUUCUUUCGGCAUCGACUUUCCUUAACUAUAGUAAUUGUUUUGUUUUAACCUUAUAAAUAAAUGAACAUUUUUGUCUGCUAUGGUAAGCUAACCAUGUUUUAUUUGUUUGGUUUUUAGCACUGAACAUAGUCCAACUCUAUCUCGUGUUCUACAACACGCCCAAGAAUCUGCACUGUGCGAUCAGUUAUCAGAUGCCGUAAUUUGUGAUGUAGAUGAUGGACAAUGUUCUACUUUUCGUAAUCCCUCUGGUUCACCUAUCGCUGUUGCACCCAUGUCACCAGAGUCCAGUAAACCUAAUAAACAUAUUGCAAAAGAUACACAUCCUAAUUCUGAUACUUUCGUAAACAACGUUGAAAAACCCAAUGUUCAACAGGAUUCUGAUUCUAUUGAUAACAGUUUUGGUUCACAAGAAACUGAAUCAAAUGCUGCCGCUGUAACGGAAGCCAAACGUGAAAAACAUCGGAACAAGAAACAAAGUCAACGAGCGGCGAAACGUGCAGCUGCCGAAAACACCAAUACUUUCGAUUUAAGUAAAGCCAGUAAAUCACCUAGCCCAGAAAUUCAGGAUCCUAUUAACUCCUCAUUGUCACCAUGUUACACUCUUUCUCCAAGUGGAGCUAAUGAAAACUGGAACCUAUUAAUUGAGUCUCAAAGUGCGCAGUUUGGUCAGUAUUUAAAUAUAGGCAAGAGUUCGAAUACUGUCAGUGAUUCUAAUACAUGGACUGUAGUUGUACCGUCUAACAGUACACGGUCCCAACGCACUACAUUUAGCACACACGUUUCUUCGCGUGUAGGUAAUGAAAUGGCUGAUUGGAAAACUACCAACUCUAGCAACAGUUCUUAUAAACGUCGACUCUCAAUUCCCGUUUCAAGACAUGAUAUUGGCAAAGUCAUAGGUCAAGGUGGAGCAGUUGUUAGUGCCCUAAGAAAUAUGAGUGGGAUUCAAAUAGACAUCGAAAGUGCGCGAAGUGAUGAAGUAACUGAACGAAUGGUUUAUUUGAAAGGUCCUAGUGAAGCUGUCCAGCGAACCUAUGAAACUAUUCAGGGACUUCUUGAUGGUUCGAUUGCUGGCAAUGAUGUCCUACUAAUGUAUCACGCUUUGAAAAAGUCUUCUACCCUACCAUCAAGUAUGCCAUUUUCUAGUACUAGUUUAAGUUGUCUUACUUCCAAGUUGCAUGGUGCGACUACAGUAACAGUCCAAAGUACAAUUAAAAGUGGGUCGUCCAGUGUUAAGGCUAUCAACCCAAAUAACAAAACGCCUCGUAGAACUGGUAAAUUUUUAACUAAUCCGCUCAUUGCAAAUACCACUAGAUCUACCUCAACUCAACCAACUCCGCUGCCUGUAGUCCCCAAACCCACAAAAACACCAGCAAUAUCCACCUCUAAUAUCAGUAGCAAUAGCACAAUUUCAAGCACCACAGCUACUCUGAUUCCUUUGACAUCUUCCAACUUCUCCAGCCUAAAAUCAUCAACUUCUGGUUCAGUGAGUUGGAGUACUAAAGUCGCAAAUACCAGUUCCUCAAAGGGUAACUUCGCUUCUGUUGCUGCAGCAGGGAUAAGUACUCAUUCGUCACGCCUCGUUAAGCCAGUAGACACCCAGGUGGUAAAAAGUAUUCGUAGUCAGUCAAAAACUGCCGUCCAAAACUUGAUGAGUGCACCAACUCCAGGUUUAUCCAUAACAACGACAACUCCUGUUUCAUUACUAUCUCUCAAUUUGUCUCCGUUCCCAUCGAGUAGCCAUAUGUUUCCAGACUUUAUUCCAUCACUUUCUAAUGUUGGGGAUUUCUGUACUGAUUCUUUAGACGAAGCUAGCUUUCCACCAUUAAAUUCUAAAUGCAUCAAAGUUACGCAGUUGAGAACAGCCACGACGACAACAAUCCCGGCAGUUACUGUGUCGAAUGUGAGAAAUCUUUCGUGUCUCUCUACCACACAUGUUUCCUCAUCGUCUGUGACUACUUGUCCUGUCGAAGGAGUUUCAUUUGGAAUGGACAAACAUAAGAUUAAUACCUCAUCUAGUGACCUAACAUAUAUGCUUUCCAUUAGUGUGUUCGAUAGUCCUGUUUCUACCGUUCAUACAGCAUCCGUUUCAAAUUCAUUCCCCCCAGCAACUCUUCCUACCACAUCACCGUCUAGUUAUGGACCUUUGACGAUUUCUCCUACCUGUGGGGUUGUACACACUUCCCAGCCAAAUACUCCAUUGAGUUCUGGAAGCACACACACUUCAGCUUAUGUUUCUACACCACCUACUACUACAACUCAAACGAAGUCAUUUGCUAGGGCUCCAGGUUCCGAACGCAGCGCGCAUCAAAGAAACGCUAAUGUAACAGCCACUUCGGUCUCCCUUGGUCUAACUGAUUCUUUUCCACCAUCUCUUUUAUCCUUGGAUGUUAACGGUAACAUAAGUACUUCAGUCAAUGGUGCCAGUGACACUACACUUUUCACACCAACGAAGCGGGCUAUUACUUCGGACAUACACAAUCCUGAUUUUCGUCAUGAUUCAAUCUCAAGUCAUUUUCGACCUGAUAGGUCAUGCGAAUGGCAAGCAUCCGAUUCAUCUUCUGCAUUUGGGAAAAACACUACAUUCUCAGCAGCCUCCGACACGCUGACCACAUCCACUAGUGUAGGUAGUUCGGUCAUCGACAGUCACUCAACUAUGAACUCCGUUCCAGUUGUUACAAACGUAUCACAAACACGCGAUCCUAUUAGUUCUCUCCACUCUAUACCAACAUUGUGGUCUGUUUCGAGACCCGAUCUGAAUCCCACUUCAAUAGCUUUUCAACCAUCAUUUCAGACACUUAAUCACGUAGCACCAAACCUGAAGGCCAGUGCUGAGUCAGCUGAUUCAUUAAUGCAGGCUUCCUUACUUCGAAAUGAUUUUACUAAUCAUCCGGUAUCUGACCAGUUUCAAGAUCAGUAUUCUUCCCAAGGAGCUCAAUCUGGCGUCUUGCGUCAAAUGGUCACCCAAGCAUGUCUCCAAAAAUCGAGUCCUGUUGGAUUAUCACAUCUGCAGUCUUCUCACCAUCAAAUUCAAAAUAGUAAUUGCUCUCCAGGUUUAAACAUUUCAAGCACACCUAAUUUGCUACCAACAACCUCAGCAAAUAAUGCUUUAAAUUCAUCUUUGCGGCUAAAGCCUCCGAUGUCUGCUACCUCUGCCUAUCUGGAGUCACGACCUACAGCAUUAAAUGGAUUUCCAAGUAAUUUCUGUCCAUCAACAUCUGCAAUGCCUUUGAAUAAUCAUUUUUCUUCCUUAUUCCCUAUAACUCAACAACAAUCGUUUCCAUUACAGCAGCAACUUUCUUUAGGUCCAGGUACUAUUUCAGCCUUAAAUCAACAGUCUACAAGUGGAUUAUCAACUCGAUUGGGCAAUUCAUCACAUCCUAUGAUCAAUCAAACACAAUUCUCUAUGUGUUCAUCUGGUUCAGGUGGAUCUUACACUCCUCCUCCUUUUAUGACCGGUUACAUUCAACCCAGCAUGCAACCUGUGUGUAGUUCUGCAUCAGUCAUCCAUCCAAAUACAAAUUAUACAUCUCAUCUGCUGAAUGGUAAACACUUUGUUCAUUGAUAUAGUUUAAGCCUUUUUGUGACGUUAACUUUUAACUAAAAGUUUAUGUAGGAAAGUGUAAACACUGGAAAUAUUUUUUACGAACAGUAAUUCUGGUGUAUGUUCUAGUUUUAGAGCUGCAUACAAUAGUACAUUACAAUUAUUUAUUCAGCGGGCUUCAGUAUGUACUUUCCUAAAAGUUAUGAGUGGUGGUUUGUUUCUUCGCUGAGAAAGCAUUGUUCUUCAGCUGUACAGGCAACAAACUAUUGCAUAAUAGAUCUGACUUGGUUCUUCAAGUUUUUUCGCAACUGUAUAGUACUAUUAACCAGCUUGCAAUAUAUAUGAUUUGCACCCUUAUACAUGUGCUUACUUAAUGGAACACAUUUCAUUUGUUUAUCCCGUGGUUUAAAUCAACAUUUCUGAGGUUCUUUGUACAGUUUUCACUUAGUUGAAAUAUGUUAAUAUACUUGGUUAUUCUAGC
Molecule: messenger RNA, 4210 nt
Organism: Schistosoma turkestanicum
Lineage: Eukaryota; Metazoa; Platyhelminthes; Trematoda; Strigeidida; Schistosomatidae
Source: the annotation of a GenBank genome assembly